AGGCAGUAUUUUUUUAUUAGAAAUGAAAGAUGAAGUAGGUUCUCCUUUCUGAUUUUGGGUUGGUUCGCUUCCUGGCCCUGCUCAUUUGCCAGUCUCAUUCAUCGUGAUCUUCGGACAGCGCGGUCGGCGCCUUCACUCCUCCUCCACCCAUCUGCUUGUUCAGUUUGCUUUGGAGCUCCACAGUUCUACAUUAGUGAGUAUGCUGCUACGAUUUUGGCGCCUCUUAUUCUGGUCGUUAUUGCUUUGCAUUCGGUUGAUCAGCAGAUCAGUGGUAUCUCUCCCUUCCAGAGAUUUCCUUGGAAUCUCUCCUCAAGAUGAGAAGUACUACAGUGGAUUGUCAUCCGGAGCUGCCAUAAAAUGCAAAAACGGAUCUAAUAAAUUCAGUGUGGCUCAGCUCAAUGAUGAUUUCUGUGACUGUCCUGAUGGCUCCGAUGAGCCAGGAACCUCAGCAUGCCCCAGUGGCAAGUUCUAUUGCCGAAAUGCUGGACAUACACCCCUCCUUAUAUAUUCAUCAAGGGUUAACGAUGGUAUCUGUGAUUGCUGUGAUGGGAGUGAUGAGUAUGCUGGCAAAACAAAGUGCCCAAAUAUGUGCUGGGAGGCUGGCAAGGAGGCUAGAGAUAGGUUAAAGAAAAGAAUCACAAUAUAUCAGAAAGGUGCUAUUAUAAGGAAGUCGGAAGUUGAAAAGGCAAAACUGGAAAUUUUGAAGGAGGAAGCAGAAUUGGUGAAACUAACAAAAGAGGAGAAGAUACUUAAAGAAAUAGUUGAGCAAUUGAGGGAGCACAAGGAACAAGUAGAAAAGGCCGAAGAAAAAGAGCGAUUGCAAAGAGAGAAGGAAGAGAAAAAAAAGAGAGAAACUGAAGAAGCUAAGUUGGAGGAUACCGAAAUUGAGAAAAACCGUGAGGAAGCUGUAAACAUGAAAGAUGGCCUCCGGGAAGAUAUUCCCUCAGAGAAAGCUCCUUCUGUAGAGAAUGCGGUAGAAGAUUAUAGCAGUAAAGUGGAGAAAGCUGACAAUAUUGACACUUCAAUAAUGGAAGAAACCUCCUGCGAUGAAGCUGAGAAGGUGGUAGAGGACUCACACAAGCAUGCCGUGAUGGAGGAGUUGUUUGCAGAUGAUGAUGGAUCUGUUCUUAAAAGCACCAAUGAGGUGAAAGAUGAAGCUGAAGAUACUGAAUCCUUGUCAAAGGAAGACUUGGGCCGUGUAGUUGGUUCUCGUUGGACAGGAAAAAAGAAUGAGAAGGAAUCUGGAGAGGACAAGACUAAUAAAGAUUAUCAUGGUGACCAUGAUGAAGAAUACAAAACAUUUGACUCAGAUGAUGAUGAUGAUACUGAAGACCAAAUGGAUGAAAUUGGCGAGGAAGAUCACAGCGAUUCAAAUUCACCCCCUUUAUUAUCUGAUGAUGAAGCUGAAGAUCAAGGGGAUGAUUUUGUAGGGGAAGAUCAUGAUUCAAGUUCUCCAUCUUCAUCAUCAUCAGACGACGACGACUUGGAUUUAUCAGAUACAGCUAGCACAAGCAAUCCACAUUGGCUGGAGAAGAUAAAAAGAAAUGCUCAGAGAAUUCUUCAGACUUUCAAUUUGUUUCAAACUCCAGUAGACAUAACUGAGGCUGCACGCAUACACAAAGAAUAUGAUGAUUCAAGUGCUAAGUUGUCAAAGCUUCAGUCGAGGAUAUCUAAAUUGACAAAGAAAUUGAAACAUGAUUUCGGGCCACAGAAGGAGUUCUAUUCAUUCCAUGGUCAAUGUUUUGAAAUCAAGAAAAACAAGUACACAUAUAAUAUUUGCCCUUUCAAAAAGGCUACACAAGUUGAGGGCCAUAGCACAAGUCAUCUAGGGAAUUGGGAUAAAUUUGAGGACUCAUACAGAACUAUGAUAUUUACAAAUGGAGAUCAUUGCUGGAAUGGACCAGAUAGGAGUAUAAAGGUCAAACUUAGAUGUGGUUUGAAACAUGAGGUAACUGAGGUAGAUGAGCCCAGCCGGUGCGAAUAUCUUGCAUUUUUAUCUACACCAGCUGUCUGUGUAGAAGAAAAGCUGAAGGUAAUUAUUUUGGCCUAAAGUAAAAGAUGGCCUGUUAUUUACCUCUUCUUUAUUUUGAGUGUUUUUCAUAUUGGUUUAUACAAUGAUCUGUCUAGCAAAUGUGAAACAUAUAUGCACUGACUCCUAAUAUUGUGUUAAAAUGAUGCCAAUGUGGUAGGAACUCGAAGUUAAACUGAAGAUGCUGAACAGUGAGCUACCACAAGGUCAUGAUGAGCUGUGAAAGAUAUGUUUGUUAUUUUUGUCUUCCCAUUUUUUAUGACUCUGAAAAGCUAAAAGCUACAAGGUCUGACUAACGCUUGAGGUGAGGAAAAAUAUAAACCAAGAAAAUAGAGAUUUGGUUUAGAUUUCUGUUCCUGACUCAUAAGGGUUGUAACUAUCUAGAGGAGGAAAGGAAAAAUAGCCUAAAGACAGAAGGUUAGAGAAUAUCAGGUUUAUGAAUAUCAAGAACGUAGCAAAAACUACACAUAAUCACAUAUGAGCAAUAAGCCAAUAAGUAAAAAUAUGCUCGGUUGAUACCCAAAUCUUUUACAUUAUUAUAUCCGGUUGUACUAUUAUGAAACAUUGACACCCGGUUUAUGAACCUAUAUAUAUACCUUUCUGGUAUAUGAUUAUGCAUAUAUGCAACAUUCAUUGUGCUGAAUAUUUGUAUGUUUAAUGACUCGUGAAAAGAAUUCUUUUAAUUGCUCUGCAAUUACUUUAGUCAAAUUACUCAA
Messenger RNA from Cuscuta europaea, 2745 nucleotides. The record is from the annotation of a GenBank genome assembly. Lineage: Eukaryota; Viridiplantae; Streptophyta; Magnoliopsida; Solanales; Convolvulaceae.